Callithrix jacchus (white-tufted-ear marmoset) is the source of this 6797-nucleotide messenger RNA. Lineage: Eukaryota; Metazoa; Chordata; Mammalia; Primates; Cebidae. The record is from RefSeq and is a predicted model, not a curated record.
GCGGCUGCCCCUCCACGCCUCAGCCGUCUUCUCCCGGCUCCAGAACCUUCGCCCAGCCGGGACCUCGGAUCCCCUCCUCUGGCUCGGCGGUCUCCGCCAGCCGCGACCUGCACUGACCGAGAGCUGGCGAGGCCAGCGCCGGGCAAGCCUCUCCAGAUCCGAAAUGAAGCCCCCUCCGCCGCUGUGCCCUUUUUGCGCGUCAGGCAGACACCCCCCAACCCAAGUGUCUGGCGCCGCGCUUGGGGCAGCCGAUCGCCGCAGCCUGCCGGGGUGGGGGUCGGCCUAGAUAUCUUGCACCCCUUCCGAUGCGGAGAAGGGAGACCAGGGGCAGCGAAGCCAUGAGGCUGGAGAGACCCAGAGGGACAUGUCUCCCUACCCCUAGGCGGACGGACGCGCCUACGCGGAUCAGCAGGUGCGUCAGACUCCCUUUAUCUUCCCCAGCCUUUCUAUGAGCCACAAAGCCCCCCUGGCCCUCUCCAAAGGCACAGCGUUUGGUUCUUCCGCACGGAGACACAUUGGGGCUGACCCACCGCUGCUGUCAGUGGGAAGCCAGCAGUGCUGGCCAAGAAGCAUCAUGGCUGGUGUCGUGCAGGUCUCCCUGGCUGCUCUCCUCCUGCUGCCUAUGGCCCCCGCCAUGCAUUCUGACUGCAUCUUCAAGAAGGAGCAAGCCAUGUGCCUGGAGAAGAUCCAGAGGGCCAAUGAGCUGAUGGGCUUCAAUGAUUCAUCUCCAGGCUGUCCUGGGAUGUGGGAUAACAUCACAUGUUGGAAGCCCGCCCAUGUGGGUGAGAUGGUCCUGGUCAGCUGCCCUGAACUAUUCCGAAUCUUCAACCCAGACCAAGUCUGGGAGACCGAAACCAUUGGAGAGUCUGAUUUUGGUGACAGUAACUCCUUAGAUCUCUCAGACAUGGGAGUGGUGAGCCGGAACUGCACGGAGGAUGGCUGGUCGGAACCCUUCCCUCAUUAUUUUGAUGCCUGUGGGUUUGAUGAAUAUGAAUCUGAGACUGGGGACCAGGAUUAUUACUACUUGUCGGUAAAGGCCCUCUACACGGUUGGCUACAGCACGUCCCUCGUCACCCUCACCACUGCCAUGGUCAUCCUGUGUCGCUUCCGGAAGCUGCAUUGCACACGCAACUUCAUCCACAUGAACCUGUUUGUGUCAUUCAUGCUGAGGGCGAUCUCCGUCUUCAUCAAAGACUGGAUUCUGUAUGCAGAGCAGGACAGCAACCACUGCUUCGUCUCCACCGUGGAAUGUAAGGCUGUCAUGGUUUUCUUCCACUACUGUGUCGUGUCCAACUACUUCUGGCUGUUCAUCGAGGGCCUGUACCUCUUCACCCUGCUGGUGGAGACCUUCUUCCCUGAAAGGAGAUACUUCUACUGGUACACCAUUAUUGGCUGGGGGACCCCGACUGUGUGCGUGACGGUGUGGGCUACACUGAGACUCUACUUUGAUGACACAGGCUGCUGGGAUAUGAAUGACAGCACAGCUCUGUGGUGGGUGAUCAAAGGCCCUGUGGUUGGCUCUAUCAUGGUUAACUUUGUGCUUUUUAUUGGCAUCAUCGUUAUCCUCGUGCAGAAACUUCAGUCUCCAGACAUGGGAGGCAAUGAGUCCAGCAUCUACUUAACAAAUUUAAACCCGCGAGUCCCCAAGAAAGCCCGAGAGGACCCCCUGCCUGUGCCCUCAGACCAGCAUUCACUCCCUUUCCUCUGCGUGCAGAAAUGCUACUGCAAGCCACAGCGGGCUCAGCAGCACUCUUGCAAGAUGUCAGAACUGUCCACCAUUACUCUGCGGCUGGCCCGGUCCACCCUGUUGCUCAUCCCACUAUUUGGAAUCCACUACACGGUAUUCGCCUUCUCCCCAGAGAAUGUCAGCAAAAGGGAAAGACUCGUGUUUGAGCUGGGGCUAGGCUCCUUCCAGGGCUUUGUGGUGGCUGUUCUCUACUGUUUUCUGAAUGGCGAGGUACAAGCGGAGAUCAAGCGAAAAUGGCGAAGCUGGAAGGUGAACCGUUACUUCGCUGUGGACUUCAAGCACCGACACCCAUCUCUGGCCAGCAGUGGGGUGAACGGGGGCACCCAGCUCUCCAUCCUGAGCAAGAGCAGCUCCCAAAUCCGCAUGUCUGGUCUCCCUGCUGACAACCUGGCCACCUGAGCCGUCCUCCCCUCCUCCUCUCCUCCAUCCACAGGCUGGGACUGCAGGCAGGCGCCAGCCCACGCAUGUUCGCGCCUCCUCCCUCCCCUUGGGCAGGCCCUGGGCUGGAAGCUUGGCUCCCCGAGGGGGAGAAGGAGGCAGGGCACAGACUAGGAUUGCCCCCUCGUUGUUUUGGUACUGGUCCCACCCACUGUGGUCCCCUGGGCCCUGACCCCAGACAUGUAAAUACUCCUCAAAUUUGGAAAAGUUGUUCCAUCCCUUUCCCCUUUGCCCCAGUGUCCCCCUCCUCACCUCCAGCCAGGUCUCAGCUCCAACCAUCUGCAUCUUGGUCAGCCUCAGUGAUGGCCUGACCCCAGCUGUGAGGCCUUGUGAGCUAAGGCUGAAGAGAGCUUGCCUGUAGGAGCUGGGGUGGUACCUGCCCCAACAGCUCCCUCAUCAUCUGAUUUUGGAUGUGACUCCUCGAGUGUGCAUGCCACUGUGGGGCUCUUCUCAGUCCUGGGCCCAAGUCCCUGAGGCCUAGCAGAGGGCCAGCUCAGGUGGCCAGAACGCCCCUUGGUGCAGAUCUCCUGGCACUCACCCAGCAUCUUGGUGUCUGGGUGCUCAGCUUCUGGGUCCCAGGGCAGUGGGACAGCUCCAAGGCUCUUCUCAUCAGAGACUUCAGUUUGGGUGGGGAGUCUGUAGGUCAGGGAAAGUUCUGGUGCUUUUCAUUUGACCCAAAAGGAGCCGAGAGCCAGACAUGUGUCUGUGAUUGGGAAAGAGACAGUUUGGGAGACCCAUGGAAGAAAACCUUUGCCAUCUCCAUUGUUUUAACCCCAGCUCAAGAUGGGCAGGGUUCUUCUGGUCACCUCCCAUCCACCUGUCCUACCCCCAUGGAUGCCUUCCAGAAGCUGUUUCCAACCACGCCCACCACAGAGAGUCCCUAAGCCCUCUCCUCCCCAUUUCUCCUAAGUCAAAGCCAUGACUAUGAUGAACCAGCCGCCUGCCUGUGAUGUCAGUGAAUCCUGAAUCACCUUUUGCCUCCACGCGCCUGAGUCUGGGGCCCAGGGCUCUCCUACCCCCACCCCCACCUCCACGGAUGAUGAGAUGUUCCAGAUACCAGAUCCUUGGGCCUGGACUCAACUAUUGAAAUCUGAGACCUCCGCAAAGAUGUCCCUUAUAUGCUCUUGACCUUGACUCACCAUGGGCCGCUAGGGUGUCAGGAGGAGAAGCCACACCCACUAUGCCCGUUCUGAUGGGGCACUUGCUUCCCACUACCUGCCUCUGGGUCCCCAGCUGCAGGUUGCACACCCUCAGCCUGAGAAUAUAAAAUAGGGCGGUGCCCAGCUGGGGAGGUAGAGGGAAGUGCUGGAGUACACGGUCCCUGUGUGGCCUAGUUUUCCAUGUCAUGUUUGGUGUACUCCUGUCCAAGUUCUGUUUGCAGACUUGUCUCAUGACGAUGUUCUGGAAUGCUUGGGGACUUUGGGUGGAAGAGGAUGUCACUUCAUUUUAUAAAGAGGAAGGGGCCUGGGGGACUUGGGAAAAUGUUUCUGGAGAGGCUUUCAGAAUGGCUGGAAAAGGCUCUUGUUGCUGUAAUUUAGAAAGAAUUCUGUGUCCUUGGCCAGUCAAGUAAGUCCCUGGCUCUUUGGCAAAGCCAGAGGAAGAAAGGAGGUACCUGACCUUUCCUGGGCAUGCUUGGUGACUCAGAUCGAUCAUGGAGUGUGCAGUGGCCCUUCUAUCCUGCACCUGACCUCAUGGUCCCCUCUGCCUGCACUAGUGUGUAUUACUGAAGCAAGCAUUCUGUGGCCAUCUUGCACUUUGGACACUGCGAAGGGGGCUGAGCUGCCUGGAAAGAGCCAUGGACUGGGGUUCAGGGAACUACACUCUAUCCCAGUUGGGUUCAGACUGCUAUGACUGUGGAUACGUUGCUCCCUGCCCUGUAUUUAAAUGAUUUUCCAGUUCGAAGCCAAGGCAGGUAAAAGGGCAUGCAACAUUGUGCCUCAUAUUAGGUUCUGAUGAGUGUGUGUGUGUGUGUGUGUGUGUAGAGGGAUGGACAGAAUGCCAUUUAUUUCCCUUUCUUAGAAAUGGACCUUCUGUCCCUUCCAUUUGAACACCACAGUGGAAGCUGAUGGACUGGAAGGAAGAACUAGGUCACGGACAUUUGAACAGGUGCCUUGGGCCUGAUGUAUAGACACAGUCAUAUAUACGUGGCUGGGUUGUGGUGCCUCCUCCAGAUCCAAGGAGCAGCCCCUGGGGAUGGACCCCAUUCAUUCAUCAUCACUCCCAACAGCAGGUCUGUUCAUUGUGGAAGAAGAAACUUUGGCAUUAUAGAGACAUCAUCGCAAAGCAGCAAAAACAAAAUCAACCCUGAGCCCCAUGCACUGUGCUGCUUCCUGAGCCCUGGCCCUGUGUCUUCAGAGAGGUUGCUCGUUCCUAUUGGCUGGUUGAUUUUUCUGUCUGAAUGAAUUUUUGCCAGUCUUGUGAGCAGAUGUACCUGAUGUAUUCUCAAUGUUCCAGGAGGUUCUGGCCUUCAGGGUCACAGGCAGUAGGUGGACAGCAUAAGGUCUGUGUAAAACUCUUCCCUCUCUGACCCUGUUUUCAAAUCUGUAAAAUGGGCAAUAAGACUAGAUGACUUUUAUAUAGCCUAAAGCAUCUCUGGAACUCUGUCUAAACACCAGCCAUCUACUUGAAAUGGGCCCCAGAACUGUGGUAUUUGCCUGGGCCAGGAAAGGCUAAUAAAUCCUGUCAUGUGAAGACAGCUUGAGACACUUGGGAAAAGUGGGGCUGGGGAGCAGCAGCCCUGUCAGACUCCAUCCCUGUUGGGGAUUAUUCCUGGGAAGGGGAUUCUCAUUUUGUGCAAUCCUGAAGGACCAAACUCACCCACAGGAGGCUGAAUUGGGAUAUAUAUAUAUAUAUAAUGCCAAUCAUUCUUGGGAUGGAGAAAUCUCUCUUUCCCUGUCACGACUGUCCAGCAAGGGAGUAGGCAGAGCGUCAGGGAAGGACUUUCAUCCUGGAGGAAAUGGGAUUCCAAGACAAGGAUGCUGAGGCUGUCAGGGAGCCAGAGAAGGGGUUCAAGUAUGGAAUGUGGGUAGCUGUGGUUCUGUGGUGGCCCCUAGCACUACAGACUUAACGACUCCCCACUUAAUGUCAAGCCACAUUCUCUGUACCAGUGUGUAGCUCUGUCACCCUGCUUGACGCAUCCAGUGGCUUACAGUGAGUCCUCUCUAACUCAGCCCCCUCUAAGCUGGGUUCUUUGCUGAGCAGGGCCAGGGAGCUAGAGCCAAGCCUGAGGCUUGAGAGACACCUGUAUCUACAAUCCUUGUCAAGGAUGCCCACUCACCUCUCUCAUCUGACCCUCACUCUUCAUGGAAGGGAAAGCUCAAAGGGUCUCUUUUUCUUUGAGUGAUACUCUUGCCUCCUUCAUGGCGACUCCAAGGUGAAGCCAGCAAGUAUUAAUACUUUGUUAUCAUAAAGUCCUCCUUGAGCCCAGGGACCAUGGAAGUCAGCUAGAAGAUCCCUGAGCAAGGAGCAGGGACUUGGGCUUCCAGAUUUGCUCCUGGCUUGUGUGACCUUGACUCAUUCCCCAUAUGACUUUGAGGAGGCUUACAAAAUGCUAAAGCUGGGAGGAAACGUGGAGAUCUGUAAGUCAAACCUCCCCGCUGGGCUGAUGAGAAAACACAGCAUGGUGCCUACCACCAUGGUGGGAUCCAGUAUGUUUUAUAAAUCUGAAUAAGUGGCUCACAUAUAUGCACAGCCCUGCACAUGAGCAGAAUGUGACACUCAAAGCAGCCAUGCACUAUGUAUGUAAUCUUGCACAGGACAGGGGCUCUGGUGACAGAAGGUUGUCCAGGACUCUACUGCAGGAGAAGCAAUGGAGUCAGCGUGGUAUGAGGAGACCUACUUUUCAACCUGGGCUUAGCCACCUGCUCUGUGAUCCAGGCCUUACCUUCUUUGGGCCUCGGCCUUCUAAUCUGAGUAAUGGAGAGGACAUGGUUGGCACUGUUAGCCCCACAGACCAAGGAUAAGGUUGAGAUGAGAUGGCUUGUAUGUGAAAAGAUUUUGGAAACUAUACAUAUGAGGGCUUGUUACUGGGAUGAAGACUGCUGAAAGGGACUCCUUGCUGUCUAUCUACUGCUUUGAGCCCUCCUGAGUUAACCUUUGCCCCAUUUGUAAAACCACCAGCAUCAGGAGUAAGGGGGAGGCCAAAGGGCUAAGAUGGACACAGAAUUCUAGGUUCAUCUGCAUCAGCUAAUUCAGUUUUCUGUUGGGAUUAGAGUGAGCAUACUUCCAUAGGAGUGAUAGCAGCAUUUCCUUGCCACUGCCCUGGGAGUCAACUUCAAGGAUCUGGGACAUUUCGCAAGUGGGUGUUGUAUCCAUUCCUUCUUCUUCUGAACUCAGUCUUGGGAUGUGUCUGUACUUGGCCAUAUGUAUCUUGUCUGAUGUCUGUCUUCUGAAGCUUUGCCUCUGUCAGGGCUAGAGUGGCGCAGCCCCUGGCAUCUCAGACAUGGUUCCUGGCUCACUCAUGGGAGCUGGACCAGCCUGGAUUUCAUCUCCCACAAUAAAGACAAGCCCCACAGACCUUACUGCUACCGCUGCUGCCAUUAAUGCUGUGCUCACAAUCUUGUCCAGGAUGUCACACUGCUGUAGAUGACUCAAUAAAUGUUUUACCAUUUUU